Molecule: messenger RNA, 1639 nt
Organism: Juglans regia (Persian walnut)
Lineage: Eukaryota; Viridiplantae; Streptophyta; Magnoliopsida; Fagales; Juglandaceae
Product: protein RMD5 homolog
Exons: 2
Coding region: 120-1277 (385 amino acids)
Biological process (GO): proteasome-mediated ubiquitin-dependent protein catabolic process
Cellular component (GO): cytoplasm; nucleus; GID complex
Molecular function (GO): ubiquitin protein ligase activity
Source: RefSeq, a predicted model, not a curated record
UUGCAUUCUGCACCACACACGACACACCCCCCCUCCCCCCCUCCCUCGCUCCCAUUCUCAUCCAGCUACCGCUCGAGCUUGGAGCUUGUGUUUUGUGAGCUUGUUGGUUGAAUUGAAAGAUGGAGCUAACCACCAUCAAGGAUGCAUUUGACCGUGUUAAUAAGAAGCAAAAAUUAUCUUCUUCUAAAUCCCAAGAAGUUAUUGACCAAGUUGGCCGGGAAAUUGAACAAGCUUUGGAAAAGAUCCAGUCAGCUGAUGACCCCACCUCCCCUUUUGAUCAGAAGUCCAUCCUUACGGAUCUUGUACUCGAGCUCAAUGCAAUUGACCCACUCCACCAAUUAGAAGGACCACAGAAGGAACUAAACCUAAACCUUAGCAAGUACCAGAAACUACUUGAAAGAUUCUUCAAUCCUGACAUAUCUAAGGCAUAUAGAAAUGUAGACUUUGACCUCCACAUUGUGAAUCAGAUUCUUGCGAGCCAUUUUUACCAGGAAGGCUUGUUUGAUCUUGGAGAUAGCAUAUUAAACGAAGCUGGAGAACCAGAGGCGACUGUAUUAAAAUCUCAAUUCUUGGAUAUGCAUCAGAUAAUUGAGGCUGCAAGACUUCGGAACCUUGAGCCUGCGCUGAAAUGGGCCUCUACCAACCGGGAGAAGCUCAAGCAGAAUGGUUCAAAGAUCGAGCUUAAACUUCAUCAACUGCAGUUUUUGGAUGUUUUGCAGAAAGGAACCCGAGCUGAUGCAGUCAUAUAUGCCAGAACUUACCUUGCUCCAUUUUAUUCCCUUCACAAGAAGGAGUUCCAGAAGCUUAUGUGUUGCCUUCUGUGGGCAGGAAGGAUUGGAAGUGCCCCGUAUCCUGAGAUCACGUCUCCAUCCCAUUGGGAGAACUUGACUGAAGAGCUGACCAGGGAAUUCUGCAGCGUCUUAGGGCAUUCAUAUGGGAGUCCAUUGGGUGUGGCAAUAUCGGCUGGUAUUGAAGGGCUGCCUACUCUUCUAAAGCUGGUAAGUGUCAUGUCUGCAAAGAAGCAGGAGUGGCAGGCAAUGAAACAGCUGCCAGUGCCAGUUGAAUUGGGAAAAGAAUUUCAAUUUCAUUCAAUCUUCGUCUGUCCUGUGAGUAGGGAUCAAGGUAGUGAAGAGAAUCCGCCAAUGCUGAUGCCAUGUUCACAUGUUCUUUGUAAGCAAUCAAUGAUGAAGUUGUCGAAAAGUGGAACACGGUCGUUUAAAUGUCCGUAUUGCCCAGCAGAGAUUUCAGUUGGACAGUGGAGGCAACUGUAUUUCUGAAGUGAGUUUGCGAAAUCUCUCUCUCUCCCCCGCCCCCAAAAUAAAAGCAAAGAUAGUGCAGCGGCAAUGAUUUGGUGGAUUAUCCCCCGACUUGUGGGACUAAUUCCUCUUUUAAUUCUAGUUUUUCUGUUAUUCAUGAUUAGAAACAAAUCAAAAAGACAAAAAAAAUUGGUGUGGUAGGUUACUGCAGACGCAAUGGCUGCAUUCAACCUGUGCUUUGGUAUUUUGUGUAUAGAUAUUCUUUCAAGAUUCGUUUUUUUUUUUUUUUUUUGGAAAGACCGGUUGGUAAAAUAAUAACUUGACUAGUUGUUUGUACAUGAUAGUAAGAUGGUGAUCUUGCACCACUGAUCUCGUUGUUUUUC